This is a messenger RNA of Paramecium tetraurelia, 468 nucleotides long. RefSeq lists its product as uncharacterized. NCBI's taxonomy places the organism in Eukaryota, Ciliophora, Oligohymenophorea, Peniculida, Parameciidae. The transcript has 2 exons. The record is from RefSeq and is a predicted model, not a curated record.
AUGAAAAUGAAAAUGGAUUUCUUAACGUAUUUUAAAGGUAGAACCUCCAAAUUAACUAAGAGAGAAGGACUCAAUGGAGUCUUAAGAUCUAAUUGCAUUCCUAUUGAAAAAGCUCCAGGGUCGAAUUCAUUUGAUUAAAAUAGUUCUAUUAUAAACUACUCUGAUGUAGAGAGAUAAUCCAACAAUUCUAGUGAUAUAAAUGUUAUUCACAACAAUCCUUAGAUAAUUACAAACAUUGCAGUAUUAAAAAAAACUAGAAAGUUAUCACAAGUAUCCCCCUUAAAACAAAACAAUAAAUUAUAUAACUUCCUGCAAUCUCGCAACGAAUAAUUCUAAUUUCCACUCUCUGAAACUGGAGCAGUCAAUCUUAACGAUUACUAAAUAAUAGCUAUCCCAAAAAGUGUAAAUAUGGAUUCAAAAUAAGACGUGAUGAUUAAGUUUAGCCAGAAUAAAGAGCUCCUAGUAUGA